Messenger RNA from Rhizophagus irregularis DAOM 181602=DAOM 197198, 1058 nucleotides. RefSeq lists its product as uncharacterized. NCBI's taxonomy places the organism in Eukaryota, Fungi, Glomeromycota, Glomeromycetes, Glomerales, Glomeraceae. The record is from RefSeq and is a predicted model, not a curated record.
UUUUUUUCUAAAAUAAAUUAAAAAAAAAAAUAAUAUAAUUCACCAUGAUACCAAAUAAACGAGCCCUUGCGAUUGUGGCUCUCUUCAUAUUAAGUGUUGUGAUUAAAUCAACCUUAUCAUCUCCAACAGUCGAUUUUAGGUCUAUAAACUUACAUAAAAGGCAAGCACCAGCAGAUGGUGCCCCAAAAGAAAAAGCACCUGAUGCACCAAAGGAUCAGAAUCCACAAGCAAAACUUCCAGUAGUGGAUCCAGCAAAGGAACCCGCAAAGGAACCAGCAAAGGAACCAGCAAAGGAACCCGCAAAGGAACCAGCAAAGGAACCCGCAAAGGAACCCGCAAAGGAACCAGCAAAGGAACCCGCAAAGGAACCAGCAAAGGAACCAGCAAAAGAUCCAGCAAAAGAAGCAGCAAAAGAUCCAACAAAUGAUCCUGCGAAAGAUCCCGCAAAAGUUCCUGAUCCUGCAAAAGAUCCAGCAAAAGUUCCAGCAAAUGAUCCUGCGAAGGAUCCCGCAAAAGAUCCAGCAAAAAAUGCCGCAAAGGAUCCUAAAGCUCCUACUGAUCCAAAGACCGUACCACCCCCUCCAGCUCCGGUUCCCGCUAAAGCCGCAGCAAAUCCUCAAAACACUCCACUUCCAACCAUAACAUCUCUUAAUACAGCAGCAAAAGGAUCUCCAAAGUUAACGACUAGUACGAGUGUAAUUCCUGAAUCAACGACAAAAGUUACUAAAACUUUAGAUGAUGGACAAGUAACUGUUGUUGAAGAAAAGGUUCCUGCAAAAACUGUUGUUGUUGUGACAGAUGCACCUGAUGCCGAUGGAUUGGAAUUUAGUUCCACAAAUUCUUUAAUUGACUAUAAAAAUAUUGUAACUAUAGUGUUAGGCUUAAUUAUAGCAGCAUUCGCUAGCAUCAUAUCUCUAUAAUUUUUUGAGCGAGAAACAUAGAACCAAGAUAAAUUAAUUAUUAUUAUAAUUAUAUAAAUAUUUAUAAAUAUUUCGUAAAAAUAAAAUCUAUAGAUUGAUUCUAAAUAAUAAGUUAAUAAAUAAUUAAGUUCUCAUUUU